UCACUUUGACUUGUUCUCACUGACUUACUUCUAAUCCCUUCGUAUCGCGAGCUUUUACAGUUUUAUAGUUCAGUCAUUUAGUAACUUACUUUUAACGAUGUUCAAUCCAAAAUUCAUAUUAACAUUUUCAAUCCCGUUUUUUAUAUCUGACAUAUUUUAUAAAACUGAAAAUGCCACAAUCGAACAAAACGAGGACAUUUAUGCACGUACUUGCUAGAAAUCUAAAAAAAAAGUUAUACAAAUUUAUUUUUUAAGAUGAUGCCUCAACCUCGACUGCUACCGAUCGAGCCCUGAAAAGAACGAAAUCUGCUUGAUUGACAAAUUACUUUACAAAAAUUGCAACAAAUUUAGGUAAUAGAUAUUAAUUGAUUUAAAUAUCUCCCGAUUAGUAUUUUUAAAAAGAUGUGACACAAAAGAUGCAAGAUAAAUGAAAUUACACGCUUUCAAGCUAAAUCCCUGAAUUUAAAUACAACAACACGCAUAAUUUAAGUGCGCAAAAAAUUCCGAAAAGUUUAGAUGGUGCUACUGCAGACUAUUCCUUAGUUCGCUUUUCAGAUUGAUUCACAGUUUUACUACCAGAGGUCCUUACACAUCAGGGCAUGUAGCAUUAUAAAUUAUAACCAAAUUCUACUACAUGUGUACACAUCGCACAUAGAUAGAUGCAGCCCUCCGUCACUUUGCAUCACGGUUUUCUGGCAUUCUAAUAGUCAUAUUCAAUGCGUAUAGUGUAUUGUAUAACUAUAGCUAUUCACUCCGUCGACUUAGUAUAUGUGAGGCGCUGCUUCAGUUCACACGUAUAGUUCUCGUGAGAGUCUUUGGUUUGAGCGAGCUAUCGUCUUUGAGUCAAUAGUUCAGUAUGCUACAGUGAGCAGUUGAACUCCAAGUUUGCCAGAAUAAGUAUAUGGACCAUUACGCAGCUGUAGCUGAACUAGCUGGCAAAUCAUCCCUUGACGUAUUACGCAGUACGUCCACAUUGCAACACCAGCAUCGUCACAAGAGUAGCCGUAGCCGCAGUCGCCAAAACUCCGUUUCCCCAGCUAUCGAAUCCUCGUUGCAGGUCAAAAUGGGCAGGUCGAGAUCGCGUAGCAAGUCUCCCAGUAGCCGCAGACGCCACAAGAGCAAACAUUCACACAAGCAUCGAUCAAAAUCUCGAGAAAAACGCUCCAACAGUAAAUACGCCGACAAACCACGCGAGAAGAGCUCGAAAUCCAGGAAACGUUCACAUUCUAUAUCAUCUACCAGUGACACGGAUAAUUCUGACGACAUACACAUUGUAUCUCACAAAAAACGCACCUACAGAGAACGAGAACGUGUCAAGUUAGAUGAAGUUGGAAGGCUUGCAGAAUUGGAAAGACAACGAAAACAAAAAGAAUUAGAAGCAAAAAUUGUUGAAGAAGAAACUGCCAAAAGAAUUGAAGACCUUGUACAAAAAAGAGUUGAUGAAGAAUUAGAAAAACGUAAAGAAGAAAUUGAAGCAGAAGUUCAAAGGCGAGUAGAAGAGGCUAAGAAAGCCAUGGAAAGGCAGAUGAUGGAGGAAAUGGAAUGGCGACAAGCAAAAUUACAAGAAGAGGAAAAGCGAAGAGAGGAAGAAGAAAGGAAAAAACGUGAGGAACUUGAGAGGAUUUUGGAAGAAAACAACAGGAAAAUUGAGGAAGCACAAAAGAAACUUGCUGAAGAAAGACUUGCUAUGGUUGAAGAGCAGCGACUCAUGGAGGAGGAAAGACAAAAGAUGCGAAAAGAGCAUGAAAAACGCGUCAAAGAAGAACAGAAAAAAAUCCUUGGCAAAAACAACUCCAGACCUAAGCUGUCUUUUUCAUUAAAAUCCGUUACGUGAGUUGAUUUCUUCGGUUUAGUUUCUUAAUGUGAUAUUUCUUAAUUUAUAAAAAGCAUAAUAGGCUUGUCCUUGUAGCUUUAUUAAAUCUAUUAUUAAGAACUUCCUUAGAUUUUUCAAUUAGAGUAACUAUUUGUAAAUUAUUUAAAUAUAAUUACGUGUAUGCAGAUAGAUUUUUUAAAGUUCCAAAGACUAGCGUUAAUGCCGCAGAGAUUCUAAAGUUAUAUUAGCUUUAGAAUUAGAUUUCAUGGAUUUUAAUAGUGAUUUAGGGAUAAUUCUGUGUAAAAAUGUCUGAAUGCUUAAUGUACAAAUGAUUUCUACGUAUUAUUUACGAAUAAACAUAUAUGAAAUUCAA
Trichogramma pretiosum is the source of this 2186-nucleotide messenger RNA. It is a transcript of the gene Arglu1, whose product is annotated as UPF0430 protein CG31712-like. Gene Ontology annotation, cellular component: mitochondrion; nucleoplasm. The record is from RefSeq and is a predicted model, not a curated record. Lineage: Eukaryota; Metazoa; Arthropoda; Insecta; Hymenoptera; Trichogrammatidae. Bases 902 to 1834 code for a protein of 310 amino acids. The transcript has 6 exons. Gene Ontology annotation, molecular function: cadherin binding.